Colletotrichum orchidophilum is the source of this 867-nucleotide messenger RNA. RefSeq names its product short chain dehydrogenase. Gene Ontology annotation, molecular function: oxidoreductase activity. The record is from RefSeq and is a predicted model, not a curated record. Lineage: Eukaryota; Fungi; Ascomycota; Sordariomycetes; Glomerellales; Glomerellaceae. Bases 1 to 867 code for a protein of 288 amino acids. The transcript is spliced from 2 exons.
AUGGCCGAAACACAGCUCAGCGAUUUCCCCUCUCUCUUCUCCCUAAAGGGCAAGGUCGCCGUCGUGACCGGUGGCUCCCGUGGCCUCGGUCUGCACGCCGCCUCAGCCUUCCUCCAAGCGGGCGCCUCCAAAGUCUUCAUCUCCUCCCGCAAGGGCGCUGCCUGCGAAGAGGCCUGCAAAGCCCUCAACGCCCUUCCGAACCUCAGCCCCGGCGCUGUCGCAAUCCCGAUCCCAGCCGACGCGGCCUCGAUCAAGGGCGUCGAGCACCUCGUCGCCGAGGUAAAGAAGCACGCGGACCACGUCGACAUUUUGUUCGCCAACGCGGGCGCCACGUGGGGCGAGGCGUUUGAUACGCACCCAGACGAGGCUUUCGCCAAGGUCAUGGACCUUAAUGUCAAGGGCGUGUUUAAUACCAUUCGGCUAUUUACGCCGCUGCUCGAAAAGAGCGUGGCUGCGAACAAGGGUGGGGAGCCCGCCAAAGUCAUCAUUACCGCGUCCGUUGCCGGGCUGGGCAUCGGGACGCUGGGGAAGCAGGGGACGUAUGGGUACAGCGCCAGCAAGGCAGCCGUGAUUCAUCUGGGACGGAACCUUGCGCUGGAGCUGGCGCCGAGAGGAAUCACGGUCAACUCCAUCGCGCCCGGGUUCUUCCCCAGCAAGAUGUCGAAUGGUUUGCUCGAGUUGGGCGGCGGGGCGGACAAGAUUGGCAAGGGGAACCCGAUGGGGAGACUGGGACGGCCGGAGGAUAUUGCUGGUGCGGUGGUAUACCUCGCCAGUCGGGCUGGUUCGCACGUCAAUGGGGAGGUUAUUGCUAUUGAUGGCGGGUCGUUGUGGCAGCGGGGGGAACUGAAUGUGCCCAGCAAAUUGUAA